UGUUGAUUUCUAUGGAGGGAAAACGAUGUAUCGGGCUGCAUAUGAACCCAACUUCUCCAAGUAUUUUCCUCAGAAAAUACUCCAGCGUCUUGAGCGGGAUGUUCAUGAGCGCCUUUGGACAAGAUGGAGCAAAGGGCAGCGCUGCCCCACUCUCACCCUCAACAAUGUGAAGGUUCGAGAUGACAGGGCCAUUCUCCCUCAUCUUGGGUCACAAGGAGAGCACCGGAACCUUCAAGCAAGUAUGGUGGCAUUUCAUGAGGAACUCUUUGGAGUUGGAGGAAUAGGUGGAGUAGGAUUGCAUGAGGAGCGAGAUGAUUUCUACAACAAACUCUCCAAGCCAAAUCUGAGCAUGAGAGAAUUUGGUUAUCUUCUUCAACAUAUGUGGUACCAAAAUGAGGAAGUUAGGGGUGAUUUCCCUGCUCAAGUAGUCGAAGAUCUGAGAGACACUAAUUUUUACUAUAAAGGGAAAUUGAACAAGUGGACUAAAGUGUAUAAGAGAUGGUACAAGAAGAGCGGACAUCGAUGGACGGCAAUUCAAUUGCAAGCUGCAAUUGGCAGCCACUAUUGGGUGAAUGAAGUGGGAGGUUUUAGGACUUAUAGGAAUGAUCCAGAGGAAGAAUUGCACAUUGUCAGAAACACACUUCGACAUGUGAAUGAGAAGAGGUCUAAUCAGAAGAAGACGGUGUGGGGCAAGAAAAUAAAAGGAGCAGUGAUUCAAAAAGUUUUUCCAUAUGCUGAGCAGAAGGUGUUCGAUUUCAUGUAUGAGGAGAAGAUUGAGAAUGAUCACAAGGGUUCCCUCAUCAUUUUGUGAGCAAAUGCAAUUUAGUUUAUUUUCCUUUCUUCUACACUUUCUCUGCGCACUCAACAUAAUAGGACUGAAACUUUUUGUAAGGCUUAGUGGCUAGGUUGGACAACAUUGCAGGGUAUCAGUUCUCUUUUGCUUCUUGGACUUUGAAGGGUAGAGACCCAACUUAGCCUUCACGUUCUGCAAAUUUAGUACUAUGCUUUCAGCAAAACCGAAUUGCAUCAAAUAUAUAUGUUCCAACUGUUUCUUAUUAUCAAUUAGUGCUGUGUUUCCACUGAAGUGUUAAAUUAAAAAGAGAUCAAGUAGACCAAGUACUGAUGAUGAAAUUGACAAAUGACUAUAUCGGA
Messenger RNA from Argentina anserina (silverweed cinquefoil), 1152 nucleotides. RefSeq lists its product as uncharacterized. Bases 26 to 811 code for a protein of 261 amino acids. The record is from RefSeq and is a predicted model, not a curated record. NCBI's taxonomy places the organism in Eukaryota, Viridiplantae, Streptophyta, Magnoliopsida, Rosales, Rosaceae. The transcript has 3 exons.